Messenger RNA from Homarus americanus (American lobster), 1497 nucleotides. It is a transcript of the gene eIF3m, whose product is annotated as eukaryotic translation initiation factor 3 subunit M-like. The record is from RefSeq and is a predicted model, not a curated record. Bases 21 to 1256 code for a protein of 411 amino acids. NCBI's taxonomy places the organism in Eukaryota, Metazoa, Arthropoda, Malacostraca, Decapoda, Nephropidae. The transcript has 9 exons. Gene Ontology annotation, molecular function: translation initiation factor activity. Gene Ontology annotation, biological process: cytoplasmic translational initiation. Gene Ontology annotation, cellular component: eukaryotic translation initiation factor 3 complex; cytoplasm.
AAAUGAUGUAGAUAAUAUGUAUGUUAUUCUCCCCGAGUGCAGCGGCCAGUCAACACACCGCCGCAGUCAUGAGUGUCUACACAUUUUUAGAAAUAGACGUCAAUUCCCAGGUGGAAGAGCUCCGAGCCUACCUGAAGGAGGUGGGGGCGGAGAUCGCGGUGGAACGGAGUCCUAAGGGUCUUGAGGAUGACUUGCACAAAAUCAUCGGGGUUUGUGACACAGCCUUUUCCUCCGAGGCGACGGAACCAGAGGUGGAAGCUCUCCUGAAUUCCAUCGUCUCAGUUCUGAUUGUGGUACCUGUAGGAGACAAAACAGAGAGUCUCAUUCUAGCAUUCUGUGAAAAGCUGGCCAAGGCUCCAUCAAACAGACUCGGCCAUGUUUGUCUCAGAGUACUGAAUCUCUUGUUCCACGCUCUGCCGGAGAACCUGGGAGUGCGCUACCAUGUGUAUUACACCAUGGUGCAGGUGUCUGGUCAGAUUGGACAGAUACAGGCGGUGUACCAGUGUGCAGAAAGGAUGCGCUCCACACUCAACACCGCCCAGCCACCACCCUCCACAGAGCAGAUGCAGCAGCUACUUCGCCUCUUACAUCAGACACUUCUUGCCAACAAAAUCAGUGAGGAUGCAAGCAAAGUAAUGAUCGAGUUACUGGGAACUUACACAACAGAAAAUGCCUCUCAGGCGAGAGAAGACGCUCACCGCUGCAUAAUUGCCUCCCUGGCUGACCCCACCACAUACAUCAUGGACCAUCUCCUUACACUCAAGCCAGUAAAAUUCUUGGAGGGUGAACUUAUCCACGACCUACUGACCAUAUUUGUGUCGGAGAAGCUGCCGGGUUACAUCCACUUCUACAACAACCACAAGGAGUUUAUCUCUUCCCUCGGUCUGGACCACGAGGCCAACGUGCGCAAGAUGAGGUUGUUGACCUUCAUGCAGAUGGCUGAGAGUCAGUCUGAGAUGUCCUUUGAGGUGAUCAUGCAAGAGCUACAACUUGGUGCUGAGGAGGUGGAAGGAUUCAUUAUUGAAGCCUUGAAGACGAAGCUCGUCAGUGCCAGAAUGGACCAGAGCCAACACAAGGUGUUCGUGUCGUCUCGCGUACACCGGACAUUUGGCCGCAACCAGUGGCAGGCUCUACACGAAACACUCACCGGCUGGCGGACCAACCUUACUCUUGUGAAAGACUCCAUGCAGGCAAUUGUCACCGCCCCCAUAGGAGGAAGCAAGCAAAAAGGAGUAGCUGCUAAAGCAGCGCAGUAACACGACCAAGUGAUCAGUCUUUUACACAAGAGGAUGAUGACCCAACACCCUGGGAUGUCUGGUGUGUUUACUACUACAAGGAGGCCAAGUCAACCAAAACCAUCUACACUUACUAGACAAGACAUCACCAGCGUCCAUCCAUCUCCGACACAAGACCUGGGACUGCAUCGGUUAUUAAAUUGUUUAGGGUUGAUCCCAACACAGUCAGGCUACUAAAAAUAUAGAAAGUUUCAUAUUAAUA